GGGCGUGGGGGGGUGGGGGAGGGGGAGGGGUAAAGGAUGAGGACUUGAGGAUGGAUCGGGUGCAGAGAGCACAUGAGCCACGUUGGUGUCAAUGUCUUCCAUAAUGCAAGUGCCUCGUCGCUUGUAUAAUGCGCUUGUUUCGUUUCCAUCAUCGCCACCAGCACCAUCGUAGGAAGCGGAGCGGAAGCAUCGUCCUUUCUUUGCAUUAAUGGCGUGGGAGUGGGAGAGGACGCUGGGUAUGGAGUUGGGAAUGGGGAUGGGAGAUACUUCCUCUACUACGUCAGCUGCUGUUGCGCAACCGGAAGGUGCUGCUGCUUCUCCAGCGUAUCUAUCUGGUGCUCCAGCCGCCGCUGACACCGUCCGCGUCGACGAUGUCCUCGACUUCUCCGGUCACCACAUCUUCCCCGACUUCGGCACCGCCGCCGCAACCGACGUCCAAUUCUUCGCACCGACUAACCCCUUCUCUGCCGACGCAAGCCAGCCAUUGCCUGCAGAAACGAACUCCUCGUCCGAUUUCCAAUGUCUCCAAGCUUCUUUCGACUUCUAUAUUCCGCGCGAAGAGGAAGCAGAGCUGGAAUGGCUUUCGCAGUUUGUAGAGGACUCGUUCUCGGACGUCCCUUGCCAGUAUACCAGCCUCGCCGCCCCCUCCGACGACAGCCACCCCCGCGUGGACCAAUGCAUCAGCAGUCGCGCUGCUAGAAGCAAGCGGUCCAGGACCAGCAACCCUUCCGCUGUUUGGUCCUCGUUAACACCGCCGCAGCAGCCAUCGCCGUCUUCCUCAUCCUCGUCCUCUGAUCUCCCGUCUUCGCUACCAACUUCGAUUGGUGCUAAGAGCAUUAGCAGCAGCAGCAGUAGUGGUAGUAGAGGAAAGAAAAGUGGAGGAGGAGAGGGAGGAGGGGUGCGGCGGUGUACGCACUGCGCGUCAGAGAAGACGCCGCAGUGGCGGACGGGGCCGCUGGGGCCGAAGACGCUGUGCAACGCGUGCGGGGUGAGGUACAAGUCCGGGCGGCUCGUGCCGGAGUACCGGCCCGCGGCGAGCCCGACCUUCGUGCUCACCCAGCACUCCAACUCUCACCGCAAGGUCAUGGAGCUCCGCCGCCAGAAGGAGUUCCUCUGCCUCCGCCACGAGAACCAACCGUCCCCUUCUUCCGCCGCCGCCGCCGCUGCAACGAGGCCGGAGCUCCUCCUCGAUGACUACAGCGUCUGCUGACACCACAGCCCGCUGCCCCCGUCUCCGCUGUUGCUGCUUCUUUAGAAUCUUUCGUCUAAAAAUCAAGACUGCGUUCAUCGAACGGUUGGAAUUCUACUGGCACGGCACGUGAUGCUAGCUGGAAGAUAUGUAUGAUACUGGUAGGAGGGCACAGACGAGGGCUACGGGUUGUAACAUGUAACUUGUAUUGCAACUACUUUCAACGUUGUGAUGAUUGCUUUUUGGAUGAAUGAAUAAAAGUUAUCAUUCAGAUUACUAA
Molecule: messenger RNA, 1469 nt
Organism: Musa acuminata subsp. malaccensis (wild Malaysian banana)
Lineage: Eukaryota; Viridiplantae; Streptophyta; Magnoliopsida; Zingiberales; Musaceae
Product: GATA transcription factor 4
Biological process (GO): regulation of DNA-templated transcription; cell differentiation
Cellular component (GO): nucleus
Molecular function (GO): zinc ion binding; sequence-specific DNA binding
Source: RefSeq, a predicted model, not a curated record